Cyclopterus lumpus (lumpfish) is the source of this 2061-nucleotide messenger RNA. It is a transcript of the gene atp1b1b, whose product is annotated as ATPase Na+/K+ transporting subunit beta 1b. Lineage: Eukaryota; Metazoa; Chordata; Actinopteri; Perciformes; Cyclopteridae. Gene Ontology annotation, molecular function: ATPase activator activity. The record is from RefSeq and is a predicted model, not a curated record. Gene Ontology annotation, biological process: sodium ion export across plasma membrane; intracellular potassium ion homeostasis; intracellular sodium ion homeostasis. The transcript is spliced from 6 exons. The coding region runs from base 118 to 1023 and encodes 301 amino acids. Gene Ontology annotation, cellular component: sodium:potassium-exchanging ATPase complex.
AACUUGUAGAGAGUUCCGGGCGGAGUCGAGGGGGAAACGGUUAUAUUAAGGGGCCUUCAGCGGGGAGAGCUGUGUUCUUCCUCUGCCACCGGAGCGCUUUCACUGGGAAUAAACAAAAUGCCUUCCAACAAAGACGACGGCGGCUGGAAGAAGUUCCUGUGGGACUCGGAGAAAGGAGAGCUGCUCGGGCGGACCGGGGGCAGCUGGUUCAAAAUUAUAGCGUUCUAUAUCGUUUUCUAUGGCUGCCUGGCUGGAAUCUUCAUCGGAACCAUCCAGGCCUUGCUGCUCACAGUGAGCAACUACAAGCCCACCUGGCAGGACCGCGUCGCCCCCCCUGGCCUUUCUCACACCCCCCGGUCAGAGAAGUCUGAAGUGUUCUACAACCGCAAUGACCCGGAGACCUACCUGCCUUACACCAAGGCCUUGAGGAACUUCCUGGCCAAGUAUGGCGAAGAGUUACAGAGGGACCAGAUGAAGUUCGAGGACUGUGGAGUCGACCCUGCAGAGUACAAGAACAGGGGCGACUUGGAGAGCGACAUCGGCAUCAGGAAGGCGUGUCGUUUCUCCAGGAGCCUGAUGGGACCCUGCUCCGGCACCGAGGACCCCGACUUUGGCUUCAAAGACGGAACGCCCUGCCUGAUAGUCAAGCUCAACAGGGUGGUCAACUUUCUUCCAAAGCCUCCGAGCUCCAAUGAAAGCAUCCCUGAAGAGGCUCAGCCCAAGGUGCAGCCCAACGUCGUCCCCAUCUACUGCACCAACAAGAGAGAGGAAGAUGCCGGUAAAAUCGGGGAGAUCAAGUACUACGGGAUCGGCGCCGGCUUCCCCCUGCAGUACUACCCGUACUACGGCAAGCUGCUGCACCCCCACUACCUGCAGCCGCUGGUGGCGCUGCAGUUCACCAACCUCACCAUGAACACCGACCUGCGCAUCGAGUGCAAAGUGUUCGGAGACAACAUCAUGUACAGCGACAAAGACCGCUACCAGGGCCGCUUUGACGUCAAGUUCUCCAUUACCAGUUUAUGACCGGCACCGUAGCACUUUCCCCCUUAACGAUGCACCAAUCUAAUGUAGGAGAUCAGUGAGGGGGCGGGCUGUAGCGCGUCAGCCAAUCACUAAUAGUCUUGAAUGAAUAAAUGAAAGAAAUACCUGAUAGGGGACCGAUGUGUAAUCUCGCCUGCUUUCAUCACUAGCUUCUACACUUCUGUCUAGCGUUAGAAUGUAAUUUAGAGGAAAAGUAUCAAUAUGCCUAAUAACCAUAUUUAUUCAGCUGUAAAUGAGACUUUUCCACGAGCCACGGGGCAUCGUUCAUCUGACUGUAACGUGUAAUUCCAUCUGUGUGUUUGUGUGGUUUCUCUAGAUGAGUCUGGUCCUCGUUUGAUUCUGUGAGCGCGUUAGCGGUGUGUCACACCUGAACACACACUCCCUCUUAAUAAUUAAAGUAGUUCAGAUCUUCUUUCCUCUUUUUAUUCCUCUUUUACAUCCGAUCACCGGGAACUCUUUUUACUUUGCCUUGUUGAAUAAUUUACGUGUGAAGGGGUUUCAUUACUCUGGUUUCAUGCCUUUUACUUUUGAUUUGUACCUUUUGAUGUAGAGUUGUGUGUCCAGCCUGUUGGACACCGGCCUGCUGUCUGGCCGAUGGUGCUGAUGGUGUUUCGCUGGCUUCAUCGCAGCAUUGUGGUGUAAUGCUCUGAAUGUUUCAGCCAUUGAAGAAUUUUAUAUUUAUGCAGUUGUACAUUUUGUUUCUUUGCAGAAUAUUGUCACGUAUAAAUGCAAUACCAAAGUAAGAGUCUCUCAGAGCAAUGCAGUCUCAUCAUGUUAAGUGCUAAAGUCAAUGUGUCGCCUAGCAACCUCGUGGUGAAGCCAUGAAUGUAGUUGUAGAAGGAACCGGUAGCAGUUUAAUUCACUUGAAAAAGAGCUCUGGCUUUACAUGAUUAUGAUGUUGGCUUCAAUAUUCCUUAGGAUCUCAUGUUGAUGUGAACUUUGACAUCAACUCUAUACCAUUUCAUUCAGCUUUGUCAUUUAAUCAAAGAUAAAAACAAAUAAAGUCAUAAUGGACCUUUC